ACGCUAUAUAUUCACAGUCACAUACCCUUCUGCUGCGUACAUGCAUGAUCCCAAUUCCCAAACAUAGUUCAGUCUCAGCUGUUGCUUCUUCUUCUUCCUCCUGCGAUUCAGAUAAUCAGAAUUAUUCUCACCUCAUCAACCCCAACAUCAUCAUCAUCAUCAUGAUAAGCAUCAGCCAACGGACUCAAACAAGUGGGGGCCUCACCUCCAUCCCCACCGCCUACAACUACUUCACUCCCAAUAACAUCCAUGAUCAACCAGUUUCGGAUGAAUUAUUUGAGGAUUCCAUCCCUACUAUCGACUUCUCUCUCCUUACCUCUGGUACUCCCGAGCAACGGUCCAAGAUCGUCAAUGAACUUGGCAAAGCUUGCCAAGACUGGGGGUUUUUCCUGGUGAUCAAUCAUGGUGUGCCGGAUAGCCUGAUGAAGGUGAUGAUUGAGACUUGUGAAGAGUUUUUCAAACUGACGGAGGAGAAGAAGCAGGAAUAUGCAGGGAAGCAUAUUUUGGACCCAAUCUUUUAUGGAACCAGCAUUAAUGGUGCAGCGACCCAAGUGUUAUUUUGGAGAGAUUUUAUCAAGUUUUUUGUUCGUCCCAAGUUUCACUGUCCGGCCAAACCCACUGGGUUUAGGGACAUUUCAAUGGAAUAUAGCAAAAGAACGUGGGAAGUAGCUAGAGAAUUGAUGAAAGGGAUAUCAAUGAGCUUGGGGUUGGAAGAAGGCUACAUAGAAAAAGCCAUGAAUUUGGAUUCGGGUUUACAGAUUGUGGCUGCAAACCUGUAUCCGCCAUGUCCAGAGCCGAAAGUAGCAAUAGGCUUACCUCCUCACUCAGAUCACGGCCUCUUGACCCUUCUUAUCCAUAAUGGGCAACGUGGCCUUCAGGUGCAGCAUAAAGGGAAUUGGGUCAACGUAUAUUCCAAUCCCAAUGCCUUCGUGGUUAACAUCGGUGAUCACAUGGAGAUACUGAGUAACGGCAAGUACAAGAGUGCUUUCCAUCGGGCACUGGUGAAUGGAACGGAUGCAAGAAUAUCGAUACCUAUAUUGUUUGGACCAGAACUGGAAACGGUUGUCAACCCAGCACCAGAGUUGGUUGACAAUGAAACCAAUCCACCCGCAUUCGCUGGAAUGAAGUAUAGAGAGUACUUGGAAAUGCUUCAGGCCAAAACGAUCAAUGCCAAAUUGUCUCAGAAGUAAUUAAUUAUUGAUAAAAUACUUUAUAUUUUAUACUUAAUAGGUACUAUCAAUUUCAAUUGAAAUGAAAAGAGUGUUGUUGCAAAAUGGAUGUUAGUCGUGGAAUAUGUCAUUAUUAGGAGCUGUGUAGCCCUAAUACGGCAACGGUUGAUCAUCAAUAAAGAUUGUUUACUGUAUUUAUUUGCAAAAUCUAUAAAUUUUAAAGUAGUGUUUUUUAU
Carya illinoinensis is the source of this 1405-nucleotide messenger RNA. Its product is annotated as 2-oxoglutarate-dependent dioxygenase 19-like. The record is from RefSeq and is a predicted model, not a curated record. Lineage: Eukaryota; Viridiplantae; Streptophyta; Magnoliopsida; Fagales; Juglandaceae. The coding region runs from base 45 to 1190 and encodes 381 amino acids. The transcript has 4 exons.